GUGUGUGUCACCAACGCCCUUCUUGACAUGUACACGAAAUGCGACUGCUCCCAGGAAGCUCUGGCUCUGUUCGAUGGUGCAGAUUGCAGGGAUGUCUUCACUUGGAACAUCGUCAUUCUUGGUUGCAUCCAUGAGAAUCACGUUGAGAGUGCCUGCAGAAUGUUCCGGUCCAUGGUCAGGGGUGCCGUCUUGCCUGACGAUGUGUCAUUUGCUACUGUGUUGCAAGCUACAGCGUGCCUGGCAGCAUGGGAUUUCGGAGCGAGCUUACAUGCGGCUGUCGAAAAGGCAGGAUUCGUGGUCAGCCAGGUUGUUGCUAGGUCGCUCAUCAGCAUGUAUUCCAAAUCUGGCUGUUUGGAUGAUGCCCGCAGAGUGUUCGAGGCAGCACAAGGUCACUUGUCUAUAAUGUCAUGGACCGCCAUGAUCACUGCAUUUCAGCAGCAUGGACAAGGACGCCAGGCUAUCAAUCUGUUCGAGAUAUUGAUGGAGAAGGGCAUCAUGCCGGACCACGUCACAUUUGUCAGUGUUCUCUCUUCUUGCAGCCAUAGCGGACUUGUUCAGCUAGGGCGCAAGUACUUCAGUUUGAUGACUAAGGUUUAUAAGCUCGCGCCUAGGAGUGAGCACUACUGUUGCAUGGUCGACAUGUUUGGACGAGCUGGUCUUCUUGGCGAGGCCAAGCGAUUCGUUGAUGAGAUGCCAUUUAAGCCAGAUGCUUCAGUCCUAGGAGCACUACUUGCAGCUUGCUUGAAUUGUGGGGACCUUGAGCUGGGAAAGGAGGUUGCUGAGAACCUGUUUGAGAUUGAACCGGGUAAAGCCGGGAACUAUGUUCUGCUCGCCAACAUCUAUGCGUCGCAUGGAAGACUCGAAGAUGCAAAGGAAGUGAGGAGACGGAUGGUCUCCCAGGAAGUAAAGAAGGAAAAGGGUUGUAGCUUAGUCAACCUGGAGAAUAGGACUGUUUUCAAUGCUUCAGGACUCCCAUCCGGCAAGGGAAGUUGGAUUACUGCUGCAAAGAAGCACAUCAUUGUUCGUGGUUCCGUGGAUGAUUAUUUCUUUGUUCCGCGUGAUACAUGUUAAGCUGAAAUUAAAGGAUUAUGAAGUGUAACAUCUGUGGAAUCACAGGGAAUUGUUGAUUUAAGAUCGAACAAAGAGCUGUGAAGUAGGCAUUUUAGAUGGGCUCUUUUCAGAUGGACUCGUGGACAGUACUAUCCUGCAACUCAAAGAGUACCAGCGUCAUGUUCUUUUGUUGGUUUCUAUGUGGCAGUGGCAUGUCAAAAGGAAAGAGAAGCGGUCUUUUUCGCUUUUGGAGUAGCAGGCCUCGCGUGCAAUGUGCUAAUAGUUCGGUGGUGGAGCACUUCUUGGACCACUUAAAAUGGACGUGAAAGUAAGAGAAAUAUCUUCCUCCUUUUCAAACGGCCAAUACUGCUGGAGGAAUAACCCCCUUUGCUGGAUUAUUACCAAAAUAAUCCUACAAGGCUAUUUUUCAGGAAUUCGUACCAAGAUUCUGACUUACAG
Molecule: messenger RNA, 1509 nt
Organism: Lolium perenne
Lineage: Eukaryota; Viridiplantae; Streptophyta; Magnoliopsida; Poales; Poaceae
Product: pentatricopeptide repeat-containing protein At1g08070, chloroplastic-like
Biological process (GO): RNA modification
Molecular function (GO): protein binding; RNA binding
Source: RefSeq, a predicted model, not a curated record